Messenger RNA from Aplysia californica (California sea hare), 2226 nucleotides. Its product is annotated as endoplasmic reticulum-Golgi intermediate compartment protein 2. Gene Ontology annotation, cellular component: COPII-coated ER to Golgi transport vesicle; membrane; endoplasmic reticulum. Gene Ontology annotation, biological process: retrograde vesicle-mediated transport, Golgi to endoplasmic reticulum; endoplasmic reticulum to Golgi vesicle-mediated transport. NCBI's taxonomy places the organism in Eukaryota, Metazoa, Mollusca, Gastropoda, Aplysiida, Aplysiidae. The record is from RefSeq and is a predicted model, not a curated record.
GUGUGUGUAUACUAACAUUACAUAACAUAUAUUUCAGUUUUUAUUAAAAUAGCGAAAGCCCCCGGCUAUCGUCAUCGAGCUUCGCAAAUCACGAGUUGCCUUUGCUAGCUCUUUAGUUUUAGAAACAAAAUUCCCCCACACUGCUCUGUGUUUUUACUGGAGAUUGGAGAUUGUAUGGUUCUAUGUGGCGUUCUGCAAUUAGGCUAGAGAGAGGAAGUAAUCAAGUAUAGUCUUUACCUCUACGAUAAGUACCCCCAUACAACCUUGUUGAACACUUUUAUGUCGAAUUCUGUCAAGAUUUCCUCAGAUUUUAGAGAAUAAAGCCACUGUUGAUGCUCAAACGUCGGAAAGUGGAAAUAUGCCGAUGGCGGAAUCUUAACUUUACUCAGUUUAUUACUGACUCUCGUGUCCGUUGGCUCAAAUUUAUCGUUGUAAUAACAACCCUUUAGACUUGCAGUUGCUUCUGCGUGUUGUAUUGUUUGUCCUGGGUCUAAAAAACAUUUUGAUAUUCUUACUGGAAUAAGUCAGUACUGUUCACCAUGCAGCGAAUGAAUGUUGUGAAUCGUAAAAAUGCCCUCAAAGUUGUGAAGGAGCUGGAUGCUUUUCCCAAAGUCCCAGACAGCUAUCAAGAAACUUCGGCUGCUGGUGGAGGAUUGUCUAUCAUCACUUUUGUUGUGAUAGGCAUCCUGGUGAUUUCAGAAGUGAGCUAUUACACAUCUACAGAUCUUGAGUUUGACUAUGAAGUGGAUACAAAUUUUUCACGAAAAGUGAAGCUGAACUUGGACAUAACUGUUGCCAUGAAGUGUCACCAUCUUGGUGCUGAUGUUCUUGACCAAACUGGUCAAGAUGUGCUGGGUUAUGGUCAUCUCCAGCAGGAGCCUGCAUACUGGGAACUGAGUCCCAAACAGAAGGACUACCAGCAGUUUGUACAACAGGUAAAUGACUAUUUCCAGGAAGAUUACCAUGCCAUCCAGCAUGUUUUAUGGAGAAUGGGAAACCCGACGUUUGCAGGAGGCAUGCCUGAAAGAGAAGGGCCUAAGCCAAGUACAGCUGCAGAUGCCUGUCGUAUAUAUGGGAGCCUAGAGGUGAACAAAGUGGCUGGAAACUUUCACAUAACAGCUGGAAAAUCUGUGCCAGUCAUUCCGCGAGGCCAUGCCCACUUGGCUAUGAUGAUGGAUCUGAGUGAUUACAACUUCACUCACAGAAUUGAUCACUUCUCCUUCGGUGACAAAGUGGCUGGAGUCAUCUACCCUUUGGAUGGCUCAGAGAUGUUCACAACAUACAAUUACCACAACUUCCAGUACUUCAUGCAAGUCGUUCCAACGGAAGUACGCACAUAUAAAACCAAUAUGGAUACUUAUCAGUUUGCUGUUACUGAAAAGAAUCGAGCUAUCAACCACAGUGCAGGCAGUCAUGGAAAUCCAGGAAUCUUUGUGAAGUACGAUCUCACCCCGAUGAUGAUCCGUGUCACAGAAGUGCACAGACCUUACUGGCAGUUUUUGGUCAGACUUUGUGGUAUCAUUGGAGGUGUCUUCUCUGUCUCAGGUAUGCUGAAUGGAUUAGUACAAAUUUUGAUGGAUGCUGUGUGUUGCCGCUUGAAAUGGGGCAACUACAAAACUCAAAAGUAUGAUGAAGCUGUGUCCAGUUUGCCUGCUGAUCCUUUAUCACAGACGACAUCGCCCCUUCUAAGUACUGAACCUCCUGAAGAAAUAUUUGGCAGUGCAACCUUAAGUGAUAACAGACCAACACCAGUCCCCACACCCCAGACUCCAAAUUUGUCGGUGUUGCAUCAACAAUGACAGUUGCUUCCCCCCUUUUUUUUCCUUCUCAUUUCUUGUUAUCAUUUAUGUAAUAAAAUGAUGAUAAUCACAAUGUGCUCUCGUUUAUUGCCUUUGUUAUUCUUUUAGGUAACGGUUGAAAUAAAAUGACAAGAGAAUCUUUGAAAAAACAGACAUGAAGGAGAAAGAAAUGUACAGAGGAUGAGUAUCUGUUGAAUGGCGAUAUGAACUUGACUUUCGUGUUAAAGCUCAAGAUUCAGGUCUGUAAGUUUGCCCCUCCCUCUUGAGCUGUUACCUUUCUUCAAGUGUGCCUCUGGGAUACAGUUAACUUCUUAUAGCACUGCUUGUGUGCUGUAGAGCAAUAAACUUCAAGUUGACAGAUUAUAACAACAUGCAUUGUAUUUUUGGUACAUAAAGCGUUGCAAACAAAUAAAGGAUUUUGAAAGCU